AUGUUGCUUUUUCUAGUUUCUGUCAUUUUUAAUUUCUCAAAUAUGUCCGUUGAUGAUCCGCUGGUGAAUGGCGUUCCACUUUCGUCUUUACGCGUUGUCGAUCUGAAAGACGAAUUGGACAAACGUGGUCUUUCAAAAAUUGGAAAUAAGUCAACUUUAACUGAGAGAUUAAAAACGUAUAUCUGUGAAAACGAACAGCAGAAUUGUGGAGACAGCGCAGAUUUGCAAAAAUCUCCUGCUAAAGUGGGUUCCCCCGAAAAUCCUCUAGUUGCUGCUUAUCUAGCCCGCCAAGCUGAAACGCUGGAAAGACAGAAGAAGGAUGCAGAGCGAAUUCGAAGCGAAAAAGGGGAUCAAGAUUCAGCUGAAGAUGUGGAUAUGGAAGAGGAGGAUUCUGAAGAAAAUCCUAAGGAGCAGGUACUUUCACCUGAAAAAUCACCACCGCGAAGACAACGUCAGCACUCUGAAACCGAUAAUCAGGGUGAGCCAAUGAGGAAGAAACUGGCCAAAGAAUCCGAAGAUGUGGACAGCGCAGCUGUUACCUGCAAAUCAUCGACAUCUAAAGAGGAACAUGUUAAGAAACCGUCGCCAGCUCCUAAAGAAACAACCAGUGAAGAUUUGCGAACAUCUAAGGAUGUUAAAAAAUCGUCUAUUGCGGUUGAAAACAAAAAAGAAAGUCAGAAGUUUGAGGAAUCGAAGGAAGCCAUCAAAGAGAAGAAGAGCAAGGAAGUUAUGGAGCCCGAAGAUAAGUUGUCAGAAGACGUCGACGAAACUAGUCAGCAAUCGCAGGAUAAUGAUGAAACAAACGAAACUGCGCCCGAGAAGAAUACCGAAGAGAAAGAAGAGAAAAUGGACGAAGAUUUGUCAAGGGCAUCAUCUACCUCAAAACACGGCGAAGAGAAUGGAAGUAGUGGUGGCGCUGAUCACUUAGAGGAAUUGGACUACGGAGAAGUAGAAGCUGAAGCUGAACCGGAUACAGAGGAAAAAGAGACGAAAGACGAGGUGUUGGAAGUAGAUGAAUCAGAGGAAUGUGAACUACAUCGACAGAAAAGACGUAUUGCACAUGAAAAAGAAGCAGAUGCUGAGCAGAAAGGAGAAAAGAAGAGAAAAAUUUCACCAUCGAGGCAUCCAGAAUCAGACAUAAUUCAUAUACGAGGCUUGACACGUCCAUUCACAGAUCGAGCACUGAAAGCGGAAAUCCUAAAGUGUGGAGGGCAAAUAACUGAUUUUUGGAUAGAUAGUGUAAAAAGCCACUGUAUUGUACAGAUGCGAUCUGUUGAUGAAGCACGUGAAGUCAGAAUUGCUAUGCACAAUACGCAGUGGCCAACAGCUAACCCUAAAACACUGUCAGUACAGUUUGAUACCAAAGAAAAUAUGGAGAGACACCGCAGUGGUCAAUCUUCCUCGGUUACUCCGGCCACUCCGGUCCCAGCUACCCGCACUGAGCGAAAAGCAUCAGACCGUGAAAGACCAGUUAUUGGCACACUUCCUGGAAGAAAUCCGAGCCUAAAAAUCACGGUGGAAGCGGCGAUGCGAGAGAAUGAAAAACGUGAAGGAAAUAAGGAAAAGGAAAGACGGGAACGUGCAAGAGCCGAAAAAGAAGUGGAAAAUCACAGGAUAGAAAAAGACGAGAAAAGAGAGAAGCCAGAUGAAAAACGACAUCACGAAGAUAAGCACUCGGUUAAAAAGGAUGAUCGCGAAAGAAAGCGCCACCGGUCCGAAACGCCACCAUUCAGUAAAGGAGCUGUAGAAAAAAGAGAACGACGUGAUUCGUACCAAAAGCAUGACCGUGAUCACGACCGAGAACAUGAUCGAGGCCGUGAAAGAGACCGAGAACGUGAACGCUAUGACAGAAGGCGUGAUGAUGACCGAAACAGACAUCAUGAUGAACGUGAUGAAGAAAAAGAGAAGGAACGGGAGGAGAAACCAGUGAAGACUGCUGAUUCAUUGUUUAUGAAGACCAAGACAUUACCGGCGAUUUAUUUCUUGCCAUUAACCGAUGAGGAGGCGGCAGAACGACAAGAGAAGCUGUUAGCUGAGAAGAAAAAGCGAGAACAAAAGGAACAAGAACGAGACAUUGUGGACGCGUCUGAUGCAUCUACGGAUAAUUCCGAUGUCCGUUCAUCAUCGAUAGUCCUGCAAUCGUAUGGCGCAUUACUAGCGAUGAUCAGUGGCAAGCGUAUGGAAUGGGGAAUGAUAGAAAGGAACGGAUUGUUAUCAAAUGCAGCUUAA
Molecule: messenger RNA, 2229 nt
Organism: Necator americanus (New World hookworm)
Lineage: Eukaryota; Metazoa; Nematoda; Chromadorea; Rhabditida; Ancylostomatidae
Exons: 18
Coding region: 1-2229 (742 amino acids)
Biological process (GO): RNA splicing
Cellular component (GO): precatalytic spliceosome; ASAP complex
Molecular function (GO): RNA binding
Source: RefSeq, a predicted model, not a curated record